Molecule: messenger RNA, 1386 nt
Organism: Armigeres subalbatus
Lineage: Eukaryota; Metazoa; Arthropoda; Insecta; Diptera; Culicidae
Exons: 2
Coding region: 2-496 (164 amino acids)
Biological process (GO): cell adhesion; tissue regeneration
Cellular component (GO): membrane
Source: RefSeq, a predicted model, not a curated record
AAUGGUCAGCCAAUCAAUAGUGAUUAACUCCGAUUACAUAGCGAAGAAAGCUCUCAAAUCGUCGCCGCCUAUUUCGAAUCCACCCUCACCCGGCAUUCCGCCCACCAAUGGUUCACUCUACGGCAUUGGUAGCGAAUCAGAAUUCGACCUAAGGUUCACCUACCACAACUAUGACCCGUACCGAAGUGUUAUCGAAAUUGCUAUGACUGUGUCGUUCCUGGCCGCCACCACUAACCAACUGCGGUUGCUGAUAAGCUUCCGCGAAGCACAGGACUUCAUCGUCAGUACGAUUCUGGUCACUUUGUCGCUGAUGAUGCAGCUGGUAAUUGCGAUCAUUGUGGUGACAAUUGCGGUGAACGACCAUUUCCAAUGGACCAAGUUGAAAGCGGUUACAGCGAUGGGUGCCAUUCUGCUGACUGUGGUGAACGUUGUGAUUCCUUUUGUCGUCAACUUCGAGCACUCGCAUGUGGAUUUCACCAAAUUAUAUCCACAUUGAUGAUUGUGUGAUCUCCGAGUGAAGAAUUAAUACGGUGAUUCACGUGUAACAUUAAACAUAUUACAAUGCAUUAUAAAAUAACAGAUUUUCAAAGUUACAUCAUAGAUUCAUAAGGUUGUGAAUAAACAAAAAUAAAUUCUAAAUUCCGACUGGUGAGACAACUGGUAUUCAAGGCAAAGUUUUGUGCGUUAGUACAUGACUACAGAAAAGCAACCUUACCAAAAUAUUUUGUAUCAAAAAGCUGUAUUGUAACUUUUUAGAGACCACAAUGAGAUACGGAGAAAUAAUAUUGCUUUAAAUGGUUUUAAGUCCUUGCACAAUGAUCGGAUUUGUCGAAAUUCACGACAUAAUUCAAUAACUUGAAAACCACCAGCGCCAGAUUUUUGACGUCUUCAUAAAAAAUUAUCUACGAAAAUCCAUUUUUGAUCAACCGUCUAAGACGAGUUACGUAUUUCGACCACACAGUAUCUGCAUAGAUAUCGAAAUAAUUGAUGGAAUUAAAUGGAGCUUACUUAACUCGUCUUAGACGGUUGAAUACAUUCCACUAAAAAGAGCUUUAAACCAUUUUUGAUGUAAGAUGCCAUUAAGAUGACCCUUUGUGCCAAAUUUUGUAAAAUGUAUUAGUUUAAUGUUUUGAGUUUAGGGAUCAAACUAUUUCACAAAGUUGUAGAAAAUUUAAUUCUAGGCAUUUUGCUUUAAAAAAAACAAUCUAUGACAGAAUUAUUAAAUUAUGAUAGGGUGGUCCCGAAACGGUUUUAGCUUAUUUUAAAAAACUAUCUUAGCAUCGCUUUACGGUCUUUGGCUACCGCAUCUUUUGGUUGAUAGCUUCAUUUUCCAGCAUGUAAAAAUGAUAUUUUUCUGAGAAUUCCAGAAUUCGAGGAAACCAGUUA